CCUUUGGGAGCUCGAGCCCAGGAGUUUCAGUGGGGUCAGACAGUGUCGACUUUGAUCCUACACCUGAAAUGCUGAUCCAUGAGUAUGAUGAUGAACGGACGCUGGAGGAAGAGGAGAUGUUGGAGGGGGAGACCAACUUCAGAAAUGAGAUAGAAGACCUAGCAAGAGAGGGAGAGAUGCCCAUUCAGGAGCUUUUGAAUCUUUACGGCUACAGGAGGUGUGGAUUGCCUGAAGAGGAGGAGGAAGAUGAGGAGGAGGAAGACGAGGAAGAGGAGGAAGAGGAGGAGGAGGAUGGAGAGGAUGUGGAAAAUGACGAGAGUAGCAGAAGCACCGGAGACCUGAAGAGAAAUGAGGAUGAGAGGGGGAAGGUGUCUAAGGGUGCGGGAGAUGAGAGUCAGCCGUCGGGAGAGGGGCGGAGUCGUCCGGUCAAAGCCCACAGCACGGCAGAGCUCAUACGCCCAGCCAGCUGCAGCUACUUCCACAAUAAUGAAGCAGAAGAAGAGUCUGAGGAGGAUGAAGAUUAUAUUCCCUCUGAGGACUGGAAAAAGGAGAUAAUGGUUGGAUCCAUGUAUCAGGCUGAAAUUCCCACAGGCCUUUGCAAAUACAAAGAGAAUGAGAAAAUGUAUGAAAACGAUGACCAGCUGCUGUGGAAUCCUCAGUUCCUUCCGGAGAACAAGGUGGUGGAAUUCUUAACGGAGGCGUCCAGGCGCACCGGAGAGGAGAAAGGAGUGGACGCUAUCCCAGAGGGGUCGCACAUUAAAGACAACGAGCAGGCCCUGUAUGAGUUGGUGAAGUGUGACUUUGAUACGGAGGAAGCUCUCCGAAGGUUGAGAUUUAAUGUGAAGGCUGCCAGAGAGGAGCUGUCCGUCUGGACAGAGGAGGAAUGUCGAAACUUUGAACAAGGCCUUAAAGCUUAUGGAAAAGAUUUUCAUUUUAUCCAAGCCAACAAGGUGAGGACCAGGUCAGUGGGAGAGUGUGUGGCCUUUUACUACAUGUGGAAGAAGUCUGAGCGAUAUGACUUUUUUGCCCAGCAAACCAGACUGGGCAAGAGGAAAUACCACCUUCACCCAGGAGUAACAGAUUAUAUGGACAGACUGCUGGACGAGACUGAGAGUGCCACGUCGAGUAGGGCGGCCACGCCCCCUCCCACCACCUCCAGUAGCAGCACCAGUCACUCCGAGAAGGAUGAGGGACACGCCCAUAAUGGCCUGAGCAGUCACAGCUCUGUGCCUGGCUCCACGUCUGAGCAGAUUCACAGCAUGGCCAGCGAGGUCAAACCAGAGGGCCUUCAGUCCAACGGGUCCAACAGCUGUCGUGUGGCAGCGCCAGAACCCAACGGCUGUGAGCUGUCGAACAUCCCCAGCCCCGGUCAGAACGGCUCCGUGAAGCGCGAGCACGUAGGCGAGGGAUACGAACGCUCUCCUAAAAAAUGCAGGACAGAAACAGAGUCUCCUUUAGCCCAGGUCCAAACGGACUCUUCCAGAGAUAAGGCGGACUAAACUCCAGCAGCUGGACAGGAAACCACAGAGCCAAACCAAAUGCAGCAAGGAGAGGGGAGGAGUCGACAGCUCUGAUUGUAGGGGGAGGGGUUUUCCACCAACCGCUCUCCCAAUCCACUCCGCAUCCAAAGCCAAGCAGCU
Messenger RNA from Chanos chanos (milkfish), 1640 nucleotides. It is a transcript of the gene mier1b, whose product is annotated as mesoderm induction early response 1b, transcriptional regulator. The record is from RefSeq and is a predicted model, not a curated record. The transcript is spliced from 12 exons. The coding region runs from base 69 to 1499 and encodes 476 amino acids. NCBI's taxonomy places the organism in Eukaryota, Metazoa, Chordata, Actinopteri, Gonorynchiformes, Chanidae. Gene Ontology annotation, cellular component: nucleoplasm. Gene Ontology annotation, molecular function: histone deacetylase binding; transcription corepressor activity. Gene Ontology annotation, biological process: negative regulation of transcription by RNA polymerase II.